AUGGCGUCGCUCCGCAUGGCAGCGGCAUCAUCGUCAUCCAUUCGUUCGGUGGGUGACACGCUGCUGGCGAACAAGUCCGGUACCAGCCAAGCCGACACGGGCUCGUCGGCCGAUGCGGGCUCAUCGCUCGUCGCUGGCAGCCCCUCGUCAUCGGUUUCGGGCAGUGGUGUGGCUGCAGAGAAGAUGGCCAUGGCGAAGCUGCUUUUGCAGGCGCACGACAUCGACUUGCUGUGGGAGGUCAUGAUGGCUGAUGGCAAUGGCUGUGGCGCGCAGCAGGGGCUCUCCCCGCUCCACGCAGCUGCACAGGCAAGCUACCAUGGCGCCGACAAGGUCUUGGGCGCGCUGCUGCAGCUGCUGGCAAAGGCAAAAGUCAAGGCGGAGGCGCUUGCUGUCUGCGAUCAUCACGGGCUCACGCCAUUGCAUCACACUGCACUCGCCGGGACGUCAGCAAGCGUGCGGACGUUGGUCGCGGCCGGGGCUGACGUCAACGCCCUCUCGGACUCGAACCCGCCGCUGAGCCCGCUGCAUGUUGCUGCUCGGGCGGGAAAUGUGUCGGCUCUCGACGCGCUCAUUGCUGCCGGCGCUGCAUCACCCCCGCGCGAGGGCAUGACCUGGCUCGCCGCCCACGAGGCUGUGCUUGUCGGCUCGUCAGCUGCUCUCGCGCUGCUCCUCACCUCGUACCCGACGCCAUCGGUCAACGCCACCUCGCCGCUGCUCAUCCACCUCGCGGCGUCGUCGCCAGCCUCGCUGGCCUCGCUCGAGCUGCUGCUCGCAACCGGCGCCAACCCGAACGUCAUCGAUUCGCGCUCGUCGUUUACUCCGCUUCACACUGCGGUCGCAUCGUGCAACAUGCCCGCCCUGCACGCUCUUGCCUCCUGUCCAGCGGUCAACGUGCUUGUGCAGUCGACACUCGCUGGGACCGCGCUUCAUACUGCCGCCGCCAUUGACUCACGCGAAGGUCUCUUUGCUCUUCUUGAGCACGUCCCGACGCCAGAGGCUCGAGCCGCCGCUUUGGCGGAGACCCACCCAUCGACCAAUCACUCGGUGCUUGCCACGGCAGUCACUGCUGGCGCACUGGACGUUGUCACCGCGCUUGUCACUGUAGAGCCAAUGAUAUGCGACCCGCCGAACGAGUCGCAUCUCUUCCUCGCUGCUGCCAAUGGGCACGUCCGUAUCCUCUCCCUUCUCUUCGAUAUCAUCGGGCGCGACGCGACAAAAGCUCUCGACUCGGACGGCUUCUCGCUCAUCCACCACGCUGCCGCCCGCUCCAUGGUCUCCGACGAGCUCAUCGAGAUCCUCGGCGGGCCGCAUGGUCUUGUCACCAUGGUCGAAGCCUCGGGGCUCUACACAGAUCUUUCGCCACUUGAUCUGGCUGUGCUCGGCGCCGGCGAGGCCCAUACCCGCGGCGCUGACGUUGUUGCCUCCGCCAGAGUCCUCAUCACCGCCGUGCCUCGCUUUGUCACCACCUCGUCGCUGCAUCUCGCACUGGAUCUUCUUGGCUCUGAGAGCUUGCUGGGCGGCACGUUCCAGCUGUUCAAUCUGCUCGUCCCGUCGCGAGCUGACAUGCUUCCGCUCUUCUCCUCGGCGGCUGCGCUGGGCAAAGACGAGUGGAUCGCCACGCUCGACACACUGUACGAGGCCCGGGAGCCACCACGUACCGAUACGCGCAAGGCCACGGCGCUCUCGAAUGCGCUGCUGGAGGCAAUCAAUGCCAACCACUUGACCACCACCUGUCUCCUGCUGGGUAUGGGCGCCACGGCGCCGACCGCUGUCCAUCGCGCCGCCGCUGUCGGUGCCACGCAGAUACUCAUCGAGCUUCUUUCCGCGGGCCCGCACGCGGCUGACUCGGCGCGCCCCGACACUGAUGGCCUGCUCCCUAUCCACUACGCUGCCGCUGCAGGCAACAUCGAGGCCUGCAAAGUGCUCGCCAAGGCCGAGCCUGAAUGUCUCAACGCGCUCGACGAGAACCCAGGCUCACGGCGGAGCCCGUUGCAGCAUGCGCUUGCAACGGGCCCACCGGCAGUUGCCCUCGCCCUCAUUCGGCUGGGUGCCGAUCCCGAGCUCCAUGACGGACUCGGGCACACCGCGCUCCACCACGCCGCGCACUCGGGUCAUGCCGAUGCCGUGCACUACAUGCUCGCCAAGCACCCGCACAUUGCUAACGUCUCGUCGCCGUCGGAGCACACCGCGCUCCACGCCGCCGCGGCUGCGACCAAGUCGUCGCGUGCCAUCAUCCACGCCCUUGUCUCCAGCGGCCUCGCCCCGGAUACCACUGACGCAACCGGUGCCACACCGCUGCACAUCGCGGUGGCUGCUGGCAAUGCCGCAGCUGUUGCCGGGCUUGUGGCCGUCGGCGCCGACGCCACCAAGCUGGACGGCUCCGGCAUCUCGGCUCGCGAACGUGCCGACCAACUUGCGGCCAGCGGCCAUCCGGCCGGUGCACGCAUUGUCAGCAUUCUCACCGGAGACGCGGGAGGAGCCGAGGCGGAGACUGCCGAGCAGGCCGCCGUCCGUGUUCAGGCCGCCUGGCGCGGGUUCCGGGCGCGGCAGCUCUAUUGCGGCGCGCCGUCGCGGGCCGUUUCCCUCGGUCUGGCCACCUCGAUCGGCCUUGUCGCGGUCCGCACUCAGCUUGGUGACUCCAAGCCCAUCAACGUCUACGACGCCGCAGCGUCGCGGAACAACAUUGGCGUCCUCCGUGAGCAGCUCGAGGACCGCAUGGCCUCAUUGGACGAGACCGAUGAGCUCGGACGGACCGUUCUCGUCCGAGCGAUACUUCGGGUCGGUGCACCAUUUGCGUCACGGGCCGACGCGGUUGAGCUGGUGCGGACGCUGGUCGACGCCGGCGCCCCUGUAACUGCCGCUGACGAGCUCGGUCACAGCCCGCUUCACUACGCUGCUGCGCUCAACGCCGUCGACGUUGUCGAGCUGCUCCUCUCCGGGCUGGUCGACGUCGGCGCACUGGACGCCGGCGGCAACUCGCCGCUUCACUACGCUAAUGUCGAGGUGGCCGAGGUUCUUCUUGCCCACGGCGCUUCGGCCAUGGCGCCCAACGCAACGAGCUACACGCCAAUCCACGCCGCAAGCGCUGCCGACAAUCUUGCCCUGCUGGAAGUCCUGCUUGACACUGCAGGCGUCACCUUCCCCCUCACCCCAUCGGCGCUUGAUCUUGCUCUGCUCUCGCGGGCGCGCCGCACCAGUGAGCUGCUCAUGCACCGGUCGUCGCUCACACCGAUCUCGCUUCAUGCAGCUGCGCUCGGCGGCGACGGCAUCAUUGUUAGCAGAGUCAUUGGCGCCCAGCGAAUGACUAGCGGAUACCGCGGCAAGAUGCCGAUGUCGUGCCCGCCGCAGUUCUCGCCGCUGUUGGCGCGAGCUGGUGGCGCCAGCUUGCCGACAUUGCCGUGCGACCUGCUCUCGGCCCGAUCGCCGUCGCCGGCGGUCUCGAUCAGCCGCUCGGCAAGAUCCCCGGUGCCGAGUGGCUCCGCCUGCGGCGACGUUUCUAUCAACGACGACGAGAUUGGGCCGAACGGCAUGCAGAAGUGGUCGCCACUGGCCUAUGCAGUGUGGGGCGGACGGGUCGGCGCCGCGCUUGCGCUUCUCAAAGAGUACGGCUCGCACGACUGUGGCCGCCCCUCCACCGCAGGUGGAACAUCGGAGCUAGGCGAGACACUCGGCGACGACUCGGUGUCGGCAGUUGACGGCGGCGGCGGCGGCGCAGGAGGUGGCGACGAGAGUGUAACUGGACUCGGUCGAAGCGGGCAGACCAACUGCCUUGCGCCCCGCGGGAUGAGCUCACUGCUGCACGUGGCGGCGCGUUCGAGCAACUGCUCUGUGGCGCUGAUCGAGCUCCUGCUGACGUGGAUGGAGGCGACGCUGGCAAGCCGCGAUAGCAACGGCUGGACGCCGCUGCACGUGGCGGUGGCAGCUGAGUUGUCGACUCGCCCGACGAGCGUAUUGCUGCGGCUGGGUGCCGACGUGACUGCACUCACCGAGCGGGCCGAACACACGGUGCUCCACACUGCUGCACGGCAUGCCAGGCUUGCGGUGGUGGAAGAGGUGGUGACUGCGCCGGGUGCGAGCCUGGCUAUGGAGAUCAAGGACGGGGCAGGCCUCAGUCCGCGGGACAUGGCACUGGUGUGCGGGCGCGAGGAUGUGGUCGAAGUCUUUGUCCGCCGCUUUGGCUGGGGUUCGUCGCGGGGCAACGGGCUUCACGCGGUGGCGCGACUCGACGCCGUCGACAUGGUGCCGUUUGUCAUGCGGCGGUACCGGCCGGAUGUCAACGGGCGCGACGGUCGCGGCUUUGCGCCGCUCCACUACGCGGCUGUGCAGGCGACGAGCUCGGAGCUACCGCUGACCAUCAUCUCGCCCGAGUCACCCGUGCUGCCACAGCAAGGCCGGGUUGUCACUGCUCUCCUUGAGCACGGUGCAGACGUCGAGGUCCGCAAUGGACGCGGCGCAACUCCCCUGCAUCUGGCGGCCAAGUACGGUCGGAUUGGCCCGGUCGAGAUUUUGCUCAAGGCCAAAGCGAGCGUGUUGGCGACGAACGUCGACGGGGCGACCCCGCUCCAUCUCGCUGCCAAGUAUGAUCACCCUGAGGUGGUUUCUCGUCUUCUUGCGAGCCCCUCGGCGGAUGCGGCUGUGGUGGCUGGCGACGCCAGCGGGCGGGCGCCGCAGCACCACGCAGCACAGCUGUCUCGGGCAGACGUGGCACGACUUCUACUGGAUGCAGGUGGGCAUCCGCUGCAGCGCGAUGACCAGGAGCGGACCCCAUUGCAUGAAGCUGCAGCAGCUCCGUCUCAGUCGACACGCGUCCUUCGGGUGUACCUGGAUGCGCUCGGGGCCGGCGCAUCGCUGGAGGUGCUGGACGCUAGCGGGAGGACGCCAAUCCACUACGCGGCGGCAGCGGGCUCGACCGAGGCGCUGUCGAUGAUGAUGCAGGCUGAGAACCGGCCGAACCCAGACGGGCGCGACCGAAACGGGCAGACGCCGCUAGCGCUGGCUGCUGCCGCCGGUCACCUCGAGGUAGUCAGGAUCCUGGUCUCGCGGCUUGGGGUCGACGUGAGCGGCGUUGAUGACGCCGGCAACACGCCGCUACAUGCCGCUGUGCGAGCCGGUGCGCUUGCAGUGGUCGAGCUGCUCCUUGCGCAAGAGCAGGUGGCGGUCAACGCGACGAACAACUCUGGCGAGACCGCGCUUCACGUUGCCGGCGCCGGUUGCGAUGAGGACGACGCGCUGCGUGUUGCGUACGCGUUGCUCUCAUGUGGCCGCGAGCCGGCAUCAGCGCGAGUUCAGGUGGCGGGGACCGGCGAGACGCCAGCCGAGAGUGCACGCACACGGGGCAUGCACGAGCUCGCGCACCUCAUCGAAGUUGUCGCCGGGAUUCAUCGCGAGCGCACUGUCCGGAAUGGGCCGCGGAUCAUGCGUGGAUCCCGCGGAGUGCUCCCGAUUCCUAUUGUGGCGCCCGAGGAGGUGGUGGCGGGCGUCAAGGUCUACCCAUACGAGGCCAAGCCGUUUAUGGCUGCGCCCGCGGCUGGCCCGGCCAGUCCAGACGAGUCUGAUGCGGCGGGAAAGGUGGCAGGCCUCGAUGCCCGCAAGGCCAAGCAGCAGCGGCGGCGGCGGGUCCGGGCCAGAGUUCGCAAUCCCGGAGCAAAGCGGCCACGUCGCGGCAUGCGGUUGGUGAUUGUGGAGGAGGAGGCCGGAGGUCAAGGAGACAGAGAGCAGCGAAUGCAUGAGCCGACGCCACCGAUGAGUGGGCGGGCCAAGCAGGUGCUGAGCGAGGCUGAGAUAAGGGCGGCGACGAGCGCGCGCUUGGCUAGAUUUCAUCGGACCGACGCGGUGCUCGACGGACGGACGGACGUGGAGCUCGACGGGUGGGAGGCGGUGGACCCGCUGGCGGCCGACAACGUGUUUGGUCUUCCGCCGCUUCCGGCGUCGGAAGCCAACACCGCGAGCCAUGGCGAGACAGCCAGCUCGUCACAGGCUGGCUCGAUGGACGCGUUGCCCGAGCUGGCGGCGGGGUCCGAGUCGUCGCUGCGUGCAAGUGGGAGUGCGCGCGGGCUUGGUCUGCUUGCAGCGUCUGUGCUGGCGAGAAAGGUGGUUUAGCUCGGCUCUCUCACGCUACUACAUAAAGCGGGUCGACAGCGAGA
This is a messenger RNA of Thecamonas trahens ATCC 50062, 6143 nucleotides long. RefSeq names its product ankyrin. Gene Ontology annotation, molecular function: protein binding. The record is from RefSeq and is a predicted model, not a curated record. Lineage: Eukaryota; Apusomonadida; Apusomonadidae. The transcript is spliced from 2 exons. The coding region runs from base 1 to 6099 and encodes 2032 amino acids.